Molecule: messenger RNA, 471 nt
Organism: Rhincodon typus (whale shark)
Lineage: Eukaryota; Metazoa; Chordata; Chondrichthyes; Orectolobiformes; Rhincodontidae
Product: mitogen-activated protein kinase 14-like
Exons: 5
Biological process (GO): intracellular signal transduction; protein phosphorylation
Cellular component (GO): cytoplasm; nucleus
Molecular function (GO): protein serine/threonine kinase activity; ATP binding
Source: RefSeq, a predicted model, not a curated record
AUGGAGCUGCUCGGAAUGUACCUCGACAAAAACCGCUGCAUCACUCUCCCGACUUCGUUUGCAAAAUAUGUGAUUAGUCUUCUCUUCUCCACCCCUCAUCUCACCAACAGCAAGUUGCGUCUUUGUGCUUCGUUUAGAGAUCUAGUGAUGAGGCAUCCAGUCCGACUUUGCUCUGCAUUUGACACGCAAUCAAGUUAUCGUGUGGCAGUGAAAAAACUUUCCAGACCAUUUCAAUCUAUCAUUCAUGCAAAACGAACAUACAGAGAGCUACGAUUGUUGAAACAUAUGAAACAUGAAAAUGUAAUUGGCCUGUUGGAUGUUUUCACACCAGCAACAACAUUACAAGAUUUUACUGAUGUCUACCUGGUGACCAGCUUAAUGGGAGCAGAUCUAAACAAUAUAGUCAAAUGUCAGAAGCUCACGGAUGAUCAUGUACAGUUCCUAAUUUAUCAGAUUCUUCGGGGCCUUAAG